UCCCCCUACGGAUCGCAGAUCCCCGCGUGACGCGGGAGACGAUCGCUAUCGUUUUCCUUCAAGGAUGAAUUCAAUCGAUAAGGAUCUGCAACUAAGCCGGUCCGAAAUAUAUGAUUGUGAGCGAAAGCGAAUUUUAUAGGAGAGGUGCUUUCAAAAUGAAAUUAUAACGUAGCGGAAAUUCACUGAGAGAUAAAUAAAUAAACAGUUCAGUUGGGAUAAUUAUUCACACGUCGCGGUGAGACACUGCUUGAAGUUGCGCCCUUUCAUGAGAGCGAUAUAUCGCUCACGUCCGAGCUUCGUCUCAUGUGUUAUCCCAUCGUAAGCAGAAUCUAAAUUCUCGCGUAUAAAAAUGUAACGUCAAGAAGGCCGAAGGGGAAGCGACCUCGAGUACAUCCCGCGAACCAGGAACAUGUCCGAACAUGACGUGGCGAGAUCUUACGACGCGUGACAUCGAGAUCGGCGAAAAUAAAAAGACACCUCGAACACACUUCUAACCUCUGGAUGGAACCCCCGUGCAGGAUAUGCGCUCGUCCUCCUCCACCAGCUGCUUCAGACCCGCGCGUCCUGGAAAACCGUUACCGAUCGUACGUCACGAGGCGACGAGAGUACUGCGAUCUGAGGCGAUGCAACGCGAAAGUUGGCACGAACCCGCGCCCCGAAUUCGACUCGCGCCCCUACAAUGUUCAUCGUCUCGUGAACAAAAUUCAAGAACUGAACAGGAACGUUCAGGACCUCGAGAGAUCGAAACACGGCAGAGCGGAGAAAGUUGAACGGCGCACUGCGAAGCAGCCGGUGGAUACCGGAAUAACCGAUUUGAAAGACGCUCACGAUGCGGCGCGGAACUGUCUGCUGGAUAUCGAAAGGAUCAGAACGUUCCUGGCGGAUGAGAGCUCCUGGUGGGAAAUGUUGAAGGAACAAUCGGUCAAUUGUUGCCUGGAGAGGUCGCCGCAUCUUCACGGGGUUUUGAACGGAACUUCGGUUACUCUGAUGUUGCACGAAGAUGGGAUCGAGGAGGCAUCGCAUCGUUUCGCGGCCACGCCGAAAAGAGGGACCAACGUCGCCCAUUUCAGUUUCCGAAACUCCCGGCUCUCGUCGAGGGAGCGGACGAACGAAACGAAAUGCACUGAGCAGUGCACGGACGCUCCUUGGGAGGAACGCGCGGAGGAGUACACGGUUCCGUGUUACAGUAUCGACAUGAAGUCGACGUUGAUCGAAGUCGGAAGUGAGAGGCACGACGCGACCAAACGAUACGCGAAGUCGGCCACCAAAAGCAAACAGAAUACUGUCGCUUCUGAGGUUCGGACAGGAUCGCAGGAGGACAGAAGCGGCGAACAGAGAGCGCAGGAUCGGCCGUACAGGUCCAAGGAGACGCGCGAGAAGUCGCAAGAGAGGAAAGAGAAGAGAUCGUCUGACAGAUCGAGUGUCGAGAUCACAUUCGAGAUGCGGUUUCCAGCUGCACCGCCGAGAGAAGUAUGGUACGGCCAAAACGCGGAGACAAUGUACGAGGACGUGUCGAGGCCCCGAGAAACGUUCAGUAGCGAGAACACCGGAAGCACGAGACAUAUCACCGUCGAUUUUACGUCGAACGUGGAUUUGAACGCGGAGUUCCCGUCCAGAAACGCGACGAGUCAUCAUAAGCCGCGAACGAAAAUGGUCACCGAGAAAAUCGUUUAUCGCGUACAAAAGUCUCCGACGAGAGUUUCCAAGAGCAAAAGCAGGGACUGACGUUUCUUCUUCAGCACGCUGUUCAACUGAUAAAUUUAACGGAUGUUUUACAAAUGUGUGAUACAAUAAAUAUUUAGAAAUACAAUAAACAUCUUAGGAU
Odontomachus brunneus is the source of this 1825-nucleotide messenger RNA. RefSeq lists its product as uncharacterized. Bases 502 to 1725 code for a protein of 407 amino acids. NCBI's taxonomy places the organism in Eukaryota, Metazoa, Arthropoda, Insecta, Hymenoptera, Formicidae. The transcript is spliced from 7 exons. The record is from RefSeq and is a predicted model, not a curated record.